GUGGUGUGGAAGACCUUCCGAGAGUCCGUCUACCGAACGGACAAGGAUGUUCUCCUGGAGCUCUACUCGCCUUAUCGGCCGCAGCACCGGACACACUUAAUGGUCCUCGAGCUCGUGGCGGAAGCCUUGGGAAACCUGAGCACUCUGAAGGUGGCCCGAAUGGACACCGCCAACAACUACGUCCUCCCGGAGUUCGGCUUGAAGGACAAGGAAAAGGCCUCCAGCUUUUACUUCCUCGCUGUCGCCCCGGAGAAGCAUCGUCGGCCCAGGCGCCUGGCCACCAAGCUGGGUCGACCUGAGGAGCUUCCGGCGCAGCUUCUGCGCUUCGUGCACAGAGAGACUCGAAGCCAAGAGUGGGACUUUCAAGAUCGCUCUGCCUGGGCGAAUCAAGAGGCCCAGCGGCGUAUUCGGCGUCUUCGAGCCCUGGAGAAGGAUUACGAGAAGAAGAUGCAGGACGAAUGGGUCCAGAAGGAGAUGGAGGAGUUUGAGCGUUACAAGCGCUUAGGGAAGUUUGACAACUUGAACAUUUAG
Symbiodinium necroappetens is the source of this 531-nucleotide messenger RNA. The record is from the annotation of a GenBank genome assembly. NCBI's taxonomy places the organism in Eukaryota, Dinophyceae, Suessiales, Symbiodiniaceae.